GGCUUGCCUUUCGCCUCGCCCUUUCUUUGUUUCUCGUUCCCUCUGAAAGAAGCGGGGGCAUCUGAACAUCGUGAAGAGGAUCAGGGCCAUGGCGCCAGAACCUCCGCCCAGCGAAACCUUGUUUGUGACUGGCCUACCCAUAGAUUGUACCAAUGAGUACGGCAAGGAGAUCUUUGCGCAGUACGGUACGGUGAAGGAAGUCACGACGCUGCCCGUCAGCGCGGGCAAGAACGCCAAGGCUGCCUUUGUCAUAAUGGAGACGGUGGACGACGCCAAGUGGAUCGUGGAGCAUGUGAAUGGCAACGUGCCCCAGAAUUUAACAGACCCGGUGACCGUGGUCUUCGCAACGCCUAGAGCCGACCGGGCGAAAGGCAAGGGCAUGAAGGGAAUGAAAGGAAUGAUGGGCAUGAUGAACAUGAUGAUGAACCCCUGGGGUGGCUGGGGUGGCGGCGGCGGCGGUGGCGGCGGCGGCUGGGGCGGCAAGGGCGGCUACGAACCCUAUAAGACGGGAUACUACGACAACCAGUGGGAGAUGGGCAGCAAGGGCAAGGGCAAGGGUCCACCAGGAAAAGGUGGCAUGGGCUUUCCGGGCGGCGGCAUGGGCGGCAAAGGCUUCAUGAAAUGAGAUUCGUCUACGCCGCAGAGCUGCUGACCAUCCAAGGUUGAAGCUUCGUUUUCUGGAGUGCUACUUGGGUGUCCAUUCAUUUUGAGACGAACCCCAACAAUGAGAAGCUUUGAGCUGGAAACCCGUGAAGCUCAGAAUUCACCAACUCUAGCGACCUGGGUCGUUCCAUCGCUGUGAAAAAUAACUCGCUUCUCCGACUUUUGGAGUGCGAGGAAGGAUCCACAUAAAUUGGAUCCUGAAGAAAUUGGAUAUUUAAUGAAAAAACAAAGACAUCGAACCAAUAAUAAGCAA
Molecule: messenger RNA, 916 nt
Organism: Durusdinium trenchii
Lineage: Eukaryota; Dinophyceae; Suessiales; Symbiodiniaceae
Source: the annotation of a GenBank genome assembly